This is a messenger RNA of Pristis pectinata (smalltooth sawfish), 2685 nucleotides long. RefSeq names its product ATP-sensitive inward rectifier potassium channel 11-like. The coding region runs from base 258 to 1463 and encodes 401 amino acids. Gene Ontology annotation, biological process: regulation of monoatomic ion transmembrane transport; potassium ion import across plasma membrane. The transcript is spliced from 2 exons. Gene Ontology annotation, molecular function: ATP-activated inward rectifier potassium channel activity. NCBI's taxonomy places the organism in Eukaryota, Metazoa, Chordata, Chondrichthyes, Rhinopristiformes, Pristidae. The record is from RefSeq and is a predicted model, not a curated record. Gene Ontology annotation, cellular component: plasma membrane.
AUGGCAAUUGAUGGAUCAGCUGAUUUCUUUUGUACCAGCGUCUCUCCUGCUACAAGCCUGUGUUCUUUAUAUUUUGUGGACCAACCUUCUACGAGGGUGUACGGGAAUAAAUAAUCUUUGUUCCCAGGUGAGGCUGGGGGAGUCCUUGAAGGCGAGUGAUGCAGAAUCAAUGCAUCUGAAAUCUCACCGAUCAAAUCAAGUGCAGCAACACACAUUCUGCUUUUGCAUUUGAGGUGGUUGUCGACACCCGUGGUACAAUGCUAGCGAGGAAGGGGAUCAUUCCGGAAGAGUACCUGCUGACCAGAUUGGUGGAGGACAACCUGUCGCAGCCUCGAUUCCGCGCCAAGGCGAGGAAGGCCCGCUUCGUCUCCAAGAACGGAGGCUGCAACGUGGCCCACAAGAACAUCCGAGAACAAGGGCGCUUCCUUCAAGAUGUCUUCACCACCCUGGUGGACCUCAAGUGGCCUUACACGUUGGUGAUCUUCACCAUGUCCUUCCUGUGCAGCUGGAUGGUGUUCGCCAUGUUGUGGUGGCUCAUUGCCUUCGCCCACGGAGACUUGGACUCUGGGCAGGACGGCGCCGUGCCUUGCAUCACCAGCAUCAAAUCUUUCACCUCUGCCUUCCUCUUCUCCAUUGAGGUGCAGGUGACCAUAGGGUUUGGCAGCAGAAUGGUGACAGAGGAGUGCCCGAUGGCCAUCACCAUCCUCAUCAUCCAGAACAUAACGGGCCUCAUUGUCAAUGCGGUCAUGCUGGGCUGCAUCUUCAUGAAGACUGCCCAGGCCAACCGGAGGGCGGAGACCAUCAUCUUCAGUAAGCACGCGGUCAUCGCGCAGCGGAACGGUCGGCUCUGCUUCAUGUUCCGGGUGGGUGACUUGAGGAAAAGCAUGAUUAUCAGCGCCACUAUCCGAAUGCAGCUGGUCAAAAAGACCAUCACGCAAGAAGGGGAAGUGGUCCCCAUCUCCCAGAUUGACAUCCAGGUCGAGAAUUCGGUGCACACCAAUGCCAUCUUCCUGGUUUCCCCUCUCAUCAUAAGCCACGCCAUUGAUGAGAACAGCCCACUCUACGAUCUGUCCGAGUCUGACCUCCAGCAACAAGACUUUGAGGUGGUGGUCCUGCUCGAAGGUGUGGUGGAGACCACGGGCAUUACCACCCAAGCGCGUACGUCCUACCUGCCGGAGGAGAUACUUUGGGGCCAUAGGUUUGUGCCCAUUGUGACUGAGGAAGAGGGUAGAUACUCGGUUGACUAUUCCAAGUUUGGCAACACUGUAAAGACUAACCUCCCACUGUACAGCGCGAGGGAGCGAGAGAGGCAGGAGAGAAGCCAGCACCGUAGGGACAAUGGGCCCAAACUUCUGCUGGGCACCCUCCACAAAAGAAGCUCCUCAAAGAUCGUUAACUCAUCAGAAAUGGGCAUGAAGUCAUCUGUGCGAUUUCAGUCUGUCAAUUCGUUAUCAGAUUUAUAGUUGUGAGACUGGAUUUGAUCGUAGUCUUCGCUCCACAGAACCUUGUUUUCCGCCCCCCCCCCCCCCCCACCAUGCCUGCCCAGCUGAAAGUUUAUAGAGUUGUAUAGCACAAAAACAGACCCUUCCGCCCAUCCUGUCCAUGCCAACCAUCAAGGACUGGAGCUGAAACAAUACUCAUUGACCUCCCUCUUGUUUAUAUUAAAAGGGCCAAGGGAUAGAUUGAGAGUAGCAAAUCAGCGAGGAUCUUAUUGGAUGGUUGGGAGUCCAAAGGGACCCCGUGGCCUUCUUUCUGCUUCUGCCUCUUAGAAUAUUCAUCCCCAGGUCCUUAAAUUAUAAAUCUCGUCACCUUUCUUAGAUGUUCCUUCCUCCCACAAUCCACAGUGUUGUUGUUCAACAGCAGUAGUGUAGUUACUGGAGUAGUAUCCAGCAGCCUGACUGAUUUAUCUGGAGACAUACAUUCAAGUCCCACCUUGAUGCCUGGGAAUUUUAGAUUCGAGUAAUAUUCCCAAUAUUCCUCGAUAUUGGAGUAAUAUACUCGAGUAAUAUUCGAGUAAUAUUCGAAGCCUCCAGAUCACCGUAAUAUUCCACCUGGUUUACUAGUGCCCUUCAAACAAGGAAAUCUCUUCUGGCCUCUAUAGGACUCCAGACUUACUAAAGUGCUGGCUUCUUGUUCAUGGGGUAACAAGGGAUUGGUUAUAAAUACUGCUCUUGCCAGCAACGUCUACAUUUGGGGAACAAAUAAACGAAACUACUGCUUCCAAAGUUUUCAUUCGCUUCCCAGUCUGGGUAAUGUCAAACCUUGUCUUCUUCUGGGUUUCUAAUUUAACAGAGCAGAGGAGGUAGAUGAUACAUCAUCAAAGGAGUCUCCUCCAUGAACAGACAGUAAGAGCCUUGUACAAAUGUGGUGAAUAACCUGGAUCUUGUGGGUGUGGAGCUAUGGUGUAUUUAAUCUUGGCACCCGGGCUGAUGUAGGUAGUCCCCAGGAUCAGAAUCAGGCUUAUUAUCACUGAGAUAUGUCACUGUCACUGACAGGAUUCUGUUCCUGAAAACGGUUUGUAACCUGAACCGUUCGUAAGUCAGAAAUGAACAGUGGGGAGGAUCCCAGAAACAGCGGGGACAGGAGAUUGUGCAGGCACGAGGAGAGAGCUGCCACCAGCCGGCUUCACUGACUCGGUGAGUGAGUCUGCUCAGACCUCCCAGCUCAGCUUAACCCAGCCCCUGA